Messenger RNA from Ceratotherium simum simum (southern white rhinoceros), 2156 nucleotides. It is a transcript of the gene KLHL36, whose product is annotated as kelch like family member 36. Gene Ontology annotation, molecular function: cullin family protein binding. The record is from RefSeq and is a predicted model, not a curated record. NCBI's taxonomy places the organism in Eukaryota, Metazoa, Chordata, Mammalia, Perissodactyla, Rhinocerotidae.
UCGAGCUGCCCGGCGGCCGUUGCGCCGGCGGUUCCGCCGGGGGGUGCCGGGUCCGAGCGAACGACAGCGGCGUCCCCGGAGACCCUGCCGGCGAGACCCGGACGGGGCUGCGAUCUCUCAUGAUGGAGGGGAGCCGGCAGACGCGAGUGUCUCGGCCGUACAAGAUCAGCGAGUCUUCAAAGGUGUACCGCUGGGCUGACCACUCAACUACGGUGCUGCAGCGGCUGAACGAGCAGCGUCUCCGUGGCCUCUUCUGUGACGUUGUCCUGGUGGCCGAUGAACAGCGCGUGCCGGCCCACCGCAACCUGCUGGCCGUGUGCAGCGACUACUUCAACUCCAUGUUCACCAUCGGCAUGCGCGAGGCUUUCCAGAAGGAGGUGGAGCUGGUGGGUGCCUCCUACAUCGGCCUUAAGGCCGUGGUGGACUUCCUGUAUGGUGGAGAGCUGGCCCUGGACGGCGGCAACAUCGACUACAUCCUGGAGACGGCCCACCUGCUGCAGAUCUGGACGGUGGUGGACUUCUGCUGCCAGUACCUGGAGCAGGAGGUGAGUGAGGACAACUACCUGUACCUCCAGGAGCUGGCCUCCAUCUACAGCCUCAAGCGGCUCGACGCCUUCAUCGACGGCUUCAUCCUGAGCCACUUUGGCACGCUGUCCUUCACGCCCGACUUCCUGCAGAACAUCUCCAUGCAGAAGCUGUGCGUCUACCUGAGCAGCAGCGAGGUGCAGCGGGAGUGCGAGCACGACCUGCUGCAGGCCGCCCUGCAGUGGCUGACGCAGCAGCCUGAGCGCGAGACCCACGCCUACCAGGUGCUGGAGAACAUCCACUUCCCACUCAUCCCCAAGAACGACCUGCUGCACCGUGUCAAGCCAGCCGUGUGCGCGCUGCUGCCUAGGGAGGCCAACUGCGAGGGCUUCAUCGAGGAGGCCGUGCGCUACCACAACAGCCUUGCGGCCCAGCCGGUCAUGCAGACCAAGCGCACGGCACUCCGCACCAACGAGGAGCGCCUGCUGUUCGUGGGCGGCGAGGUCUCUGAGCGGUGUCUGGAGCUCAGUGACGACACCUGCUACCUGGACGCCAAGAGCGAGCAGUGGGUCAAGGAGACGCCUCUGCCAGCCCGGCGGAGCCACCACUGUGUUGCCGUGCUGGGCGGCUUCAUCUUCAUCGCAGGCGGCAGCUUCUCGAGGGACAAUGGAGGGGAUGCGGCGUCCAAUCUUCUUUAUAGGUAUGACCCCCGCUGUAAACAGUGGAUCAAGGUGGCCUCCAUGAACCAGCGCCGCGUGGAUUUCUACCUGGCCUCCGUCGAAGACAUGCUGGUGGCCGUCGGGGGCCGGAACGAGAAUGGAGCUCUCUCUUCGGUAGAGACCUACAGUCCCAGGACCGACUCCUGGUCCUACGUGGCCGGCUUGCCAAGGUUCACGUACGGCCAUGCGGGCACCAUCUACAAAGACUUCGUGUACAUCUCAGGGGGCCACGACUACCAGAUUGGCCCCUACCGCAAGAACCUGCUGUGCUAUGACCACCGGACGGACGUGUGGGAGGAGCGGCGGCCCAUGACCACGGCGCGGGGCUGGCACAGCAUGUGCAGCCUGGAGGACAGCAUCUACUCCAUCGGGGGCAGCGACGACAGCAUCGAGUCCAUGGAGCGCUUCGACGUGCUGGGCGUGGAGGCCUACAGCCCGCAGUGCAACCAGUGGACCCGGGUGGCGCCGCUGCUGCACGCCAACAGCGAGUCGGGGGUGGCCGUGUGGGAGGGCCGCAUCUACAUCCUGGGCGGCUACAGCUGGGAGAACACGGCCUUCUCCAAGACGGUGCAGGUGUACGACCGCGAGAAGGACAGGUGGAGCAGAGGCACCGACCUGCCCAAGGCCAUCGCCGGCGUGUCGGCCUGCGUGUGCGCCCUGAAGCCGCGGCUGGAGGACAAGAAGAAGAAGGGCAAGGGCAAGAGACCCCAGGACCGGGGCCAGUGACCCCACCUGCGCCUGGCCGCAACCUUGACCUUGUCCCCACCGCCACCUCCCAGAGUGUCUGUGGACCAGCAGCACCCGCGUGGAACCCCGCACCCUCACCUACUUCUUAGCGGCUUUUUCUACUUUUAUGAGUCUUGGUAUUUCUAUGAUAUCACAGUAACUGAUUAAAUGUUCUAUGGAACUUUA